Messenger RNA from Penicillium paradoxum, 3351 nucleotides. RefSeq names its product bifunctional cytochrome P450/NADPH--P450 reductase. NCBI's taxonomy places the organism in Eukaryota, Fungi, Ascomycota, Eurotiomycetes, Eurotiales, Aspergillaceae. The transcript is spliced from 4 exons. Bases 1 to 3351 code for a protein of 1116 amino acids. The record is from RefSeq and is a predicted model, not a curated record. Gene Ontology annotation, cellular component: cytosol. Gene Ontology annotation, molecular function: iron ion binding; FMN binding; heme binding.
AUGGCCUCGACCAACGAGGUCCCAAUUCCAGGCCCCAGGGGCGUCCCACUCCUGGGAAACAUCUACGAUAUCGAGGCGGAGGUGCCGGCAAACAGCUUCGAGCUGCUGGCUGAUAACUAUGGCGAGAUUUUUCGUUUGACCACAUUUGGCAGAUCACGAGUCUUCGUCAACUCCCACGAAUUAGUAGACGAAGUCUGUGACGAAGAACGAUUCAGCAAGGUCGUCUCCGCUGGUCUGCAUGAAAUUCGCAACGGUGUGCACGAUGGUCUCUUCACAGCCAACUACCCCGGCGAAGAGAACUGGGCCAUUGCGCACCGUGUACUUGUUCCUGCGUUCGGACCGCUGAUGAUUCGCGGCAUGUUUGACGAAAUGUAUGAUAUCGCCCAGCAAUUGGUCUUAAAAUGGGCCCGACUUGGACCCACGACUCCUAUUCAGGUCACAGACGACUUUACUCGCUUGACGCUGGAUACCAUUGCUCUUUGCGCUAUGGGGACUCGCUUCAAUUCAUUCUACCACGAUGAAAUGCACCCGUUCGUUGAGGCCAUGGUUGGCUUGUUAGCCGGUUCUGGAAAGCGGGCCCUUCGGCCUGGUCUAUUUAACAGUCUGCCUACUGCGGAAACUAACAAGUACUGGGCUGAUAUCGAGUAUCUUCGGACUUUGGCCCGGGAAUUAGUGGACGCGCGGAAGGAGAACCCGGUUGAUAAGAAGGAUCUUCUCAAUGCGCUUAUUCUGGGCCGGGACCCUCAGACUGGUCAGGGUAUGACCGACACGUCGAUUGUGGACAACAUGAUCACUUUCCUCAUUGCUGGCCAUGAGACCACUUCCGGAAUGUUGUCGUUCUUGUUCUACUAUCUUCUCAAGAGCCCAAGCGCCUACAAGAAGGCCCAAGAAGAAGUCGACCGUGUGAUUGGCAAACGCAAGAUCACCGUUGAUGACAUGUCUAAGCUUCCUUACAUCACUGCCGUAAUGCGGGAGACGCUGCGUCUGAAGCCAACAGCCCCGAUGAUCGCCCUGCACCCCCAUCCGACUAAGAACCAGGAAGAUCCGGUGACUCUGGGAGGCGGUAAAUAUGUCCUUCAAAAGGAUGAGCCCGUUGUGCUCAUGCUUAGCAAGAUGCAGCGCGACCCGAAGGUGUACGGCCCUGAUGCCGAUGAGUUUAAGCCAGAGCGAAUGCUCGAUGAAAACUUCGAGAAGCUGCCCAAGAAUGCAUGGAAGCCAUUUGGAAAUGGCAUGCGAGGCUGCAUUGGCCGACCUUUCGCGUGGCAGGAGGCUCUCCUCGUGGUUGCGAUUUUACUGCAGAACUUCAACUUCCAGAUGGACAAUCCCAGCUACGAUCUCCGUAUCAAGCAGACACUUACCAUCAAGCCCAAGGAUUUCCAUAUGAAGGCUACUCUGAGAGAUGGUCUUGACCCCACGCAGCUCAGCACUGCUCUCAGUGGCUCUGGUGCUGCCCCCCUAGAGACUGGCGCUGGCAGCCGGGAUCGAAAGCCCAAGGCUGCACCCGUGGAUGGAAAGCUGAAGCCAAUGCAUGUGUUCUACGGCAGUAAUACAGGAACUUGCGAGGCGUUUGCCCGCAGACUGGCUGAUGAUGCCACUGGAUAUGGGUACGCUGCGCAGACAAGUUCCUUGGAUUCCGCCAUGGAAAACAUUCCCAAGGAUGGUCCUGUCGUCUUUAUCUCAGCUUCUUAUGAAGGACAGCCCCCCGAUAACGCGGCUCACUUCUUCCAGUGGCUCAGCAACCUGAAGGGUGGCGAUUUGGAAGGUACCAACUAUGCAGUCUUCGGCUGUGGUCAUCAUGAUUGGUCGUCCACCUUCUACCGUAUUCCCAAGGCCAUCGACCAAUUGGCCAAAGAGAACGGAGCUAACAAGCUUUGCGACAUUGGUCUUGCGGACGCAGCAAACUCGGAUAUGUUCACUGAUUUCGAUGGCUGGGGUGAGAGCUCAUUCUGGCCAGCCGUCAUGGCUAAAUUCGGCGGCGCUGGCCUUGAAAAGAGUGCCAAGCCGAAGUCUUCACUGCAGGUCGAAGUGAGCUCGGGUAUGCGUGCAUCAACCCUUGGACUUCAGCUGGAAGAAGGCUUUGUCGUCGACAACCAGCUCCUGACUUCCCCAGAAGCCCCAGCCAAGCGCAUCGUCAAGUUCAAGCUGCCCUCGGACAUGACCUAUCAGUGCGGUGACUACCUUGCCGUACUUCCCGUGAACCCGAGCUCGGUCGUCCGCCGUGCAAUCCGUCGCUUCGACCUCCCCUGGGAUGCCGUGCUCCGAGUUCAAAAGCCAUCCGGCUCAACUGCAUCCCCUUCGAUCCCCAUCGACACCCCAAUCUCAGCCUUCGAGCUUCUAUCAACGUACAUUGAGCUCUCCCAGCCAGCAUCAAAGCGCGAUCUCAACGCCCUAGCCGACGCCGCCAUCCAGGACGCAGAGACCCAAGCCGAACUGCGCUACAUGGCCUCCAGCCCCAGCCGCUUUACCGAAGAAAUCGUCAAGAAGCGCGUCAGCCCACUCGACCUGCUGACCCGCUACCCCGAAAUCAAGCUCUCCAUCGGCGACUUCCUCGCCAUGCUGCCACCGAUGCGCGUGCGCCAGUACUCCAUCUCCUCAUCUCCCCUAGCCGACCCAUCCGAAUGCUCAAUCACCUUCAGCGUCCUCAGCGCGCCUGCCCUGGCCAACACCGUCACAGAAGGCGGCGAGGGCAUCGAGCAAUACCUCGGCGUCGCAUCUAACUACCUCUCCGAGCUGCAAAUCGGCGAACGCGCACACAUCACCGUCCGCCCAUCGAACUUCAAGCCACCCGUUGACCUCGAGACCCCAAUGAUCAUGGCCUGCGCCGGCAGCGGCCUCGCCCCCUUCCGCGGCUUCGUCAUGGACCGCGCGGAGAAAAUCCGCGGUCGUCGCAGCUCCCCCGAUUCCGACGAGCUGCGUGAAAAUGAGGCCUUCAAGCCUGCCAAGGCGGUGCUAUACGUCGGCUGCCGCACAAAGGGCCAGGACGAUAUCCACGCCGCCGAACUGGCAGACUGGGCUACGUUGGGCGCUGUCGAUGUGCGCUGGGCGUAUAGCCGGCCCGCUGAAGGAAAGGGAAAUCAUGUGCAGGAUCUCAUGCUUGAAGAUCGUGAAGAGCUGGUACAGUUGUUCGAGCAGGGUGCGAAUGUCUACGUUUGUGGUAGUACCGGUGUCGGUGCGGGAAUUCGCGAUGCUUGCAAGCAGAUGUAUCUCGAGAAGCGCCGUGAGAAGCUUGCCGAGUGUAAGGAGAAGGGCGAGACUCUGCCCAAUGCUGAGCUUAGUGAGGAUGAGGCCGCGAAGGCGUUUUUCGACAACCUGCGGACGAAGGAGCGGUAUGCUACCGAUGUGUUUACUUGA